GCUUGCCACAAAACGGGGCUGUGGGAAGAGGAGAAAGUGCAUCAGUGCGGGGAAAACGAGCCUAGGGGGCACUUCCGAGCCAGCCCAGAGGCUGCGAGACAAAGGGAAGGGAGGACAUGAGCGAAGGUAAAGGGAGAGGACAGGGGAUCAGCUGAGUUCUUUCGCGCUAGAAGAAAAGAAGCCCUUUCCCUCCGGCGCAUCCCUGAGGAGCGCGGGGAGAGGUUGCACCAUCCCUACCCCUUGCUUUGGGCGAGAAGACAAAGCUGCAAGUGGCCCCAUGGGGAAAGGGGGUGAGAAAGGAGGCGAGUCGGGGGAGCCGGAGCCGCAGAUCCGCCGCUACACCUGGGAGGAGAUCCAGAAGCACAACCUGAGGACGGACCAGUGGCUGGUGAUAGAAAGGAAGGUUUAUAACAUCACCAAAUGGGCAUACAGACACCCGGGAGGUCACCGAGUGAUCAGCCACUGCGCCGGGGAAGAUGCCACGGAUGCAUUCCAGGCCUUCCAUAUCAAUCCCACCUUGGUGCAAAAGUUUCUCAAGCCAUUGCUUAUUGGAGAGCUUGCUCCAGGGGAACCCAGCCAGGACCGAGAGAAAAACUCCCAGCUGGUGGAGGAUUUCCGGACCCUGAGGAAGACAGCAGAGGACAUGGACUUGUUCAGAGCAAAUCCUUUGUUCUUCUCUCUGUAUUUGGGCCAUAUUCUUGUAAUGGAAGUUUUGGCUUGGUUAAUGGUUUUGUACUUUGGUACUGGCUGGAUCACAACUCUCAUCCUCUCCUGCAUCCUCACAACGUCCCAGGCCCAGGCAGGGUGGCUGCAACAUGAUUUUGGACACCUGUCUGUCUUUAAGAAGUCUUCCUGGAACCACAUCGUCCACAAGUUUGUCAUUGGACACCUGAAGGGAGCCUCUGCAAACUGGUGGAACCAUCGUCACUUCCAACACCACGCCAAGCCCAACAUAUUCAAGAAGGACCCAGAUGUGAACAUGCUGCAUAUUUUUGUCCUUGGAGACACACAGCCUGUUGAGUAUGGCAAGAAGAAGCUGAAGUACCUGCCUUACAACCACCAGCACGAGUACUUCUUCCUCAUCUUCCCACCUCUGCUCAUCCCUGUGUAUUUCCAAAUCCAAAUCAUCUCGACCAUGAUCAGACGCAGGUUCUGGGCGGACCUGGCCUGGGCCAUCAGCUACUACAUGCGCUACUUCCUCACGUACAUCCCCUUCUAUGGUGUCCUGGGAUCCUUGUCCCUCCUCACUUUUGUCAGGUUUCUGGAGAGUCACUGGUUUGUGUGGGUCACCCAGAUGAAUCACAUUCCAAUGGAAAUUGAUUCUGAGAAGCACAGAGACUGGCUCAGCUCUCAGCUUGCAGCCACGUGCAAUAUCGAGCAGUCCUUCUUCAACGACUGGUUCACCGGCCACCUCAACUUCCAAAUUGAGCACCACCUGUUCCCAACAAUGCCAAGGCACAACUUCUGGAAGGUGAAACCUUUGGUGAAGUCACUAUGUGCCAAGCAUGGAGUCCAAUAUGAGGAGAAGCCUCUUGGGAAAGCAUUUGUGGACAUUGUUGGAUCCCUAAAGAAAUCUGGACAUCUAUGGCUGGAUGCUUACCUCCAUAAGUGACCAUGAAUCUUUCUGGGGAGGUGUGAGUGACUGGGAGG
Messenger RNA from Colius striatus (speckled mousebird), 1650 nucleotides. It is a transcript of the gene FADS2, whose product is annotated as fatty acid desaturase 2. Gene Ontology annotation, cellular component: membrane. Gene Ontology annotation, biological process: lipid metabolic process. Lineage: Eukaryota; Metazoa; Chordata; Aves; Coliiformes; Coliidae. The transcript is spliced from 12 exons. The coding region runs from base 278 to 1612 and encodes 444 amino acids. The record is from RefSeq and is a predicted model, not a curated record. Gene Ontology annotation, molecular function: oxidoreductase activity, acting on paired donors, with oxidation of a pair of donors resulting in the reduction of molecular oxygen to two molecules of water.